CUACUCAGCUACCUUGCCUAAACGGGAAAUAUUGGAAGAUCAACACGAUCUAGAAGCUAGAGGACGCAAGACAUCUUGUAGCAAGGUAAUACCUAUUACCAUGCCACGAGGGGAUGACGAAUCGGUCUAGCAAGCUAGACUACAUCUCAUACGAGCAAAUUUGCUAAUAUUACUGGUCAAUUUCUCCCAGAGAACUGGUUUAUGACAUGCAGUUGCGCUCGUAAAUAAUGCAAGAAGCUGAAAUGGGCUGCCUCAGACUAGAAAACACCAAUACUAACAGGCAAUACCCAGGUCUGAAGUCCCCGAAUUCACCGGGGCAGCUGAAGAUAUCCACCAUGGCGCGCUCGCCUUCGCCGAACUUAUACGUAGCUCUUUGAUCUAUUGGCAGAUUACCAGUGACGUUACGCCUCGUAGCUCCGAGACGAGCUCCCUCCAAGAGCUCCCCCCUCGUUUGGAUAGGGAGGGAGCUUGCUCUUUAAGAACCUAUCGUAUAUAACACCCCCCUCUCUUUCGCCUUUGUUCGCACCUGAGUAGACUCUAUCCUCAGCAUCAUAUCUAUACAUUCCUCCAUAUCAAUCGAUAUACUAGCCAUCAAUAUGUCUUACAACGACAGCAACAAUAGUUCGAGCUACGACCGCAACGACGACUACUCCUCUCGCAACGAGGGAGGGUACGGGUCUAGUCGUAAUGACAAUACUACCUACGGUGGUAACGAGCGAUCAGAUGAUUCCUAUGGAUCAAGCAACACCUACGGGUCCUCAAACCGUCAGGACAAUGCCAACUCAUAUGGUUCAAGCCGUGACAACGAUAAUAGCUACGGCUCCUCAAACUCAUACGGUUCCAGUGACAACACAUACGGCUCGAGCAACACUCGCCGGGACGACGAUGAUAAUAUUGGUUCUUCCCGCAAUAAUGACAGCUAUGGUUCGGAUAGCAAUCCUCGAGACAAUGACGAUAACUCUUACGGCUCUAGCCGGAACAACAAUAGCUAUGGCUCAAACGACAACGACAACUCGUAUGGGUCUAGCAAGAAUAACACCAGCAGCUACGGCUCAAAUGAUAACUCCUAUGGGUCGGGUAACAACACCAGCUCCUACGGAUCAUCCCGAGACAAUGAUAGCUAUGGCUCUUCUAACCGUCGCAAUAACGACGACGAUAAUGACACUUACGGAUCUCGUAACACUGGUUCCAACAGUUAUGGUUCGAGCGACCGUGACAAUCAGAACUCCUAUGGCAGCUCUUCUUACGGUGCUCGUGACAAUAACUCGGGGAGCUAUGGAGAUGACGAUGACGCCUCCGGCCGCAAAGGAGAUAGCACUGCUGGAAAGCUGCUGGAGAAGGCUGGUUCAGUCCUCGGCAGUGACCGCCUAGGGGAAAAGGGUCGCGAGAAGCGUGAGGGAGCUGGAUAUGGGGACAACGAUGGCUACUAAGUAGGUAGUCAGCAGAGUUCUGAGAUAUAUCGAGAUUGAAAUAUCUUUAGCAAUCCCUCUCUAUCUACUAAUUUGACAUAUGCCUCAAAUCGGGUUCUAUAUUAGUUUAUAACAGAAAACCAAAGACCAUAGAUGCCAACAUAGUCAUUUAAGGAAUGCAACUUCGCGGUUAUUAUGAAUUAAGAA
Molecule: messenger RNA, 1616 nt
Organism: Daldinia vernicosa
Lineage: Eukaryota; Fungi; Ascomycota; Sordariomycetes; Xylariales; Hypoxylaceae
Exons: 4
Coding region: 597-1430 (277 amino acids)
Source: RefSeq, a predicted model, not a curated record